UGUGCCCCUUUAUUAGCAGAUUAUGGACCAACCUACACGUUGCAAUUUGUAAACAAACUUUUAUCUAGGCACCAUAGAUCAACACAAUUGUGCACUUUAAAAUGAGGUUAACAAGGCAUUUAAAAAACAACCCAGGGUGAUUGCUACUGCAUGAGCUAUCACCGAUUGCGUAAACAUUGCUAUCUAGUUGAAAAUUUAUGGACGAGACCGGAUAUUUUCUGCAACGAUUUAAUAACAUAACAUGAUGCCACUACUGCAGCUGUCCCCUGGCAGUUGAACUCUUCCCUGAUUUUUUUAACUGUUGCUUUUGAACUUGCUUUUGAACAGAGGGAUGUUUACUAUUUCAGGGCAAUCGUGAGGUAAAACAAAAAGAAUUCAUAUACUCGUGGCUAAUACGAGAGGAAGACGAUGACCUUCCGCAUCUGUGGCGUGGAAGAAGGAAGAGAAAAAGACAAGCACUUUUUGAGUUCUUGCCUUGCUCUUGCUGAUUUGACGCACAAACCCCGUCAAUGUAGACGGCUUGACAAAGUAGGGGAUAAAGGAGAGCUGCACUUCUUUCUGGGGCUGCCGCAAACGGUACGCAAUUUUGUGUCGUCAAUUGGCUUUUGACCGACCCAGUCCCAGUUCAGUUUCGUCCUUCGUUUGUUAGCUGGUUUCACCUGGCCGCCUUUAACGAGGGUCGGGAAAGGCAAGGACCGUCACUCAGUCACCGCGGGCGGCCACAGGGCGUCGGAGUUAUCCCGACUGGGCAAGCCCCGCCGGCCCUCCUGCGGGUCCCCACACUCUGAGCGCACUCCCCGGGUCCCGCCCGCCCCGCCGCGGGGGCGGGGCCCGACGGGAGCUGCCCUCUUCCAACAUGGCGCCGUGGGAGGCGGGUCCCUCUCGCCGGCUCCCGGGGUUCCGGUGCCGUGCGUUUUGGUUCCGGAGUAAUAGUGCCCUCGCCGCGCCUUCCUCCUCCUCCUGCCGCCGCCGCUGCCGCCGCAGCCGGAACGUUCGGCCUGGGGCGGCUGGGGUUGAGCCCGUGCGCGCCGCGCCCUCUCACUCGGGGUGGGGAGCACGACUGGCUCCCCGACCCUCUCGCGGAAGGCCCUCCUCAGCUUUCGCGUGGUCUGGGGGCCCCGGGGCUCCUUCCAAACAGCCCCCGACUGAGUCCGGUCCAGUCGGGGACCCUCCACUCUCCACUAAGGAGGAGUGGACACCUGCCGCUCUGCCUCCCUAAAACGGGGUCGUCUCUUCACACCCACGCAGACGGCUGAGAGCUUCACGAUCCCCUUUCGCCCAGUUUUCCAACUCCAGAACCUCUGACCUCCGCUAGUUCCUACCGGCCCCUUCUUCCUGCCCCGUCCACGCUCACAGGGAGGCAGCCCCGACCCCAUACAGCCUGGGUCUGGCUCGGUGCCUGCGGGCUCCUUCCAGACCACCCCUCCUCUCUUUACUGCCCACCCCCCAGCCUCCUCUCCUCGGUCCCCUUGUCACCUCUUGGAGCCCUCUCUUAACCAGGAUCCAGUGGGUACCUCCUACCCCAGGAUGUGAGUCCCUGUAACCUGUAAUGCUGUGGCUGGCCCUUGGCCCCUUCCAUGCCAUGGAGAGCCAGGUGCUGGUGAUUCGUAUCAAGAUUCCAAAUAGUGGCGCGGUGGACUGGACAGUGCACUCCGGGCCGCAGUUACUCUUCAGGGAUGUGCUGGAUGUGAUAGGCCAGGUUCUGCCUGAAGCAACAACCACAGCGUUUGAAUAUGAAGAUGAAGAUGGUGACCGAAUUACAGUGAGGAGUGAUGAAGAAAUGAAGGCCAUGCUGUCCUAUUAUUAUUCCACAGUAAUGGAACAGCAAGUAAAUGGACAGUUAAUAGAGCCUCUGCAGAUAUUUCCAAGAGCCUGCAAGCCUCCUGGGGAACGGAACAUACAUGGCCUGAAGGUGAAUACCCGGGCUGGACCCUCUCAGCAUGGCAGCCCAGCAGUCUCUGAUUCACUUCCAAGCAAUAGCUUAAAGAAGUCUUCUGCCGAACUGAAAAAAAUAUUAGCCAAUGGCCAGAUGAAUGAACAAGACAUACGGUAUCGAGACACUCUUGGCCAUGGCAACGGGGGCACAGUCUACAAAGCAUAUCAUGUCCCGAGUGGGAAAAUAUUAGCUGUAAAGACGCUGAACUUUUUAUGCCUAAAAGUCAUACUGCUAGAUAUUACACUGGAACUUCAGAAGCAAAUUAUGUCUGAAUUGGAAAUUCUUUAUAAGUGUGAUUCAUCUUAUAUCAUAGGGUUUUAUGGUGCAUUUUUCGUAGAAAACAGGAUUUCAAUAUGUACAGAAUUCAUGGAUGGGGGAUCCUUGGAUGUAUAUAGAAAAAUUCCAGAGCAUGUCCUUGGAAGAAUUGCAAUAGCAGUUGUUAAAGGCCUUACCUAUUUGUGGAGUUUAAAGAUUUUACAUAGAGAUGUGAAGCCCUCCAACAUGCUAGUAAACACAAGAGGACAGGUCAAGCUGUGCGAUUUUGGAGUUAGCACUCAGCUGGUGAAUUCUAUAGCCAAGACGUAUGUUGGAACAAAUGCUUAUAUGGCGCCUGAAAGAAUCUCAGGAGAGCAGUAUGGAAUCCAUUCUGAUGUCUGGAGUUUAGGAAUCUCUUUCAUGGAGCUUGCUCUUGGGAGGUUUCCAUAUCCUCAGAUUCAGAAAAACCAGGGAUCUUUAAUGCCUCUCCAGCUUCUGCAGUGCAUUGUUGAUGAGGAUUCGCCCGUCCUUCCGGUUGGAGAGUUCUCCGAGCCAUUUGUACAUUUCAUCACUCAGUGCAUGCGAAAACAACCAAAAGAAAGACCAGCACCUGAAGACCUGAUGGGCUCAGAUAAAGUUCAACAUUAUCACCACAGUCUACUAAAUGGACCAAAGGGCCAUCCGUUCAUCAUGCAGUUCAAUGACGGAAACUCUGCCGUGGUGUCCAUGUGGGUGUGCAGGGCGCUGGAGGAGAGGCGGAGCCAGCAGGGGUCCCCAUGACACCGCAGAGGGGCGCUGACAGCCCAGGACUGGUCACCAAGGGGACAACCCACCCAUUGCGCCCCCUUUCUGUUUGCCAUCUGCACCAGAAGAGCUUUGCUGGGCCCGGCUGCCCUGCUCUCACCUUCGACUCUGCUGGCAGAUGGCCUAGCCCAGGGAGCCCUCCACAGUGGCCAGCCCCUGCCCCCUCUCGUCUGGAGGCUCUGACGGGGGUGGGCAGAGGGGUGGGGGUAUCAAGAACAGAGGCUUCGGUGCCCCGCCCCUCUUUUUUCCUAACAUUUUUCUUUGUAAAGGGUCAGGCCCCAUCAGCAUCACUGUUGGGAAUAAAAGUAUUACUGCUA
This is a messenger RNA of Zalophus californianus (California sea lion), 3312 nucleotides long. RefSeq names its product mitogen-activated protein kinase kinase 5 (gene MAP2K5). The transcript is spliced from 24 exons. NCBI's taxonomy places the organism in Eukaryota, Metazoa, Chordata, Mammalia, Carnivora, Otariidae. The coding region runs from base 1550 to 2971 and encodes 473 amino acids. Gene Ontology annotation, biological process: protein phosphorylation. Gene Ontology annotation, molecular function: protein kinase activity; ATP binding; protein binding. The record is from RefSeq and is a predicted model, not a curated record.